Molecule: messenger RNA, 4373 nt
Organism: Cryptotermes secundus
Lineage: Eukaryota; Metazoa; Arthropoda; Insecta; Blattodea; Kalotermitidae
Gene: Polr3A
Product: DNA-directed RNA polymerase III subunit RPC1
Exons: 27
Coding region: 135-4295 (1386 amino acids)
Biological process (GO): DNA-templated transcription
Molecular function (GO): DNA-directed RNA polymerase activity; DNA binding
Source: RefSeq, a predicted model, not a curated record
UAAUCGGUGACAUCGAAUGAGAGUGAAUGUAGCUUUUUUUGCUCUGUGGUCUGUGAAAAAUGUGAGCUGAUUGAAGUUUGUGGGUAUGUUCGUCGGGUGAAUCCAGUGGAUAAUUCGUAACAGACCAAAUAGCAAUGGUUAAGGAACAAUACAGAGAGACAAAUUUGGCGAGAAAAAUUUCUCAUGUGUGUUUUGGUGUAGACAGUCCCCAACAGAUUCAGCAGCAGGCACAUAUUCAUGUUGUCGCAAAAAAUCUGUAUAGUCAGGAUACACAGCGUACCCCUGUACCAUAUGGGGUGCUGGAUCGUAGGAUGGGCACAAACCAGAAGGAUGCAGAUUGUGCAACAUGUGGCAAGGGUUUGAAUGAUUGCACUGGGCAUUAUGGCUACAUUGAUCUCGAAUUACCUGUGUUUCACGUUGGUUAUUUUCGUUCCGUUAUAUCAGUGCUGCAAACAAUAUGCAAGUCAUGUUCCCAUGUUCUUCUCCCUGACAAAGAAAGAAAGCCAUUAAGGAUGAAGGUAAUGAAUCCUUCAUUACCAUACUUAGUACGAAAGGCUUUCCGAAAACAGAUCUUGGACAAGGCUAAAAAGAUCACAGUUUGUCCACAUUGUGGAGAAUUGAAUGGAACAGUAAAAAAAUGUGGCCUGCUCAAGAUAGUGCACGAAAAGUAUCGCUCCAAGAAAUCUACAGAUCCUGUGAUUGCUGUGGCACUUGCUGCUUAUAAUGAAGUGGUGGAAUAUAAUCGAGAAUUAGAGUCAGCUGUUUCAAAUGGAUUAGCUCACAUAUUCAAUCCUUUGGAGGUUCUUCAUCUGUUGGAACGAAUUCCUGAGGAAGACAUACCAUUGUUAUUAAUGAAUCCUUCAUAUGGACGGCCAAAGGAUCUCAUCCUCACACGUAUCCUUGUACCACCACUUUGCAUCCGCCCAUCUGUUGUCUCUGAUCUGAAAUCUGGAACAAAUGAAGAUGAUCUGACAAUGAAACUAUCUGAGAUAGUAUUCAUUAAUAAUGUUAUAAUGAAACACCGUCACUCAGGAGCAAAAGUACAGAUGAUUAACGAAGACUGGGACUUCUUGCAGCUACACUGUGCGCUGUAUAUGAACAGCGAAACAUCCGGAAUUCCCCUGAACAUGCAGCCAAAGAAAUCCAGUCGUGGGUUGGUGCAAAGGCUGAAAGGAAAGCAAGGUCGUUUCAGAGGAAAUUUAUCUGGUAAACGAGUUGACUUCUCAAGUCGAACAGUUAUUUCACCUGAUCCAAAUCUAAAAAUAGAAGAGGUUGGUGUUCCUAUCCAUGUAGCAAAAAUACUGACAUUUCCUGAGAGAGUGAACAAAGCCAACAUGAAGCUGAUGAAAGAAUUGAUUCUGAAUGGUCCAGAUAAACAUCCAGGAGCUAACUUUGUGGAGCAAAGUGGUCAGGCAUUUAAGAAGGCUCUGCGAUUUGUAAACAGAAACAAAGUUGCCCAAGAACUGAAGCAUGGAGAUCUUGUAGAGAGACAUCUACGUGAUGGUGAUAUUGUCCUAUUCAACCGGCAGCCAAGUUUACAUAAACUCAGCAUUAUGGCACACCAAGCAAAGGUGCUGGAACACAGAACUUUCAGAUUCAAUGAAUGUGUAUGUACGCCAUACAAUGCAGAUUUUGAUGGUGAUGAGAUGAAUCUGCAUCUGCCGCAGACUGAGGAGGCUCGUGCAGAAGCUCUUGUACUUAUGGGGAAUAAAUCAAAUCUUGUAACUCCUAGAAAUGGAGAACUACUAAUUGCUGCGACACAGGACUUCAUUACAGGAGCCUACUUACUCACACAAAAGGAUCAUUUCCUGGAUAAAGGACAGGCAUGCCAGUUGGCUGCUUGUCUCUUGGCAGGGGAUGAUAUUGCUAUGAAUAUAGACCUACCCCCUCCAGCUAUAAGGAAGCCAGCCACUCUAUGGACUGGAAAACAGAUUUUCAGUUUGAUUAUUCGCCCAAAUAAGAAAUGUCCUGUCAAGGCUAACUUACGCACAAAGGGCCGUGCCUAUACCAGUAAUGAAGAAUUAUGCAUCAAUGACUCAUAUGUUGUUAUUCGCAACUCUGAAUUACUGGCUGGUUCAAUGGAUAAAUCCACACUGGGUUCUGGUUCAAAGAACAACAUAUUUUAUAUAUUGCUGAGUGACUGGGGUGAGGAUUAUGCAGCCAAGGCCAUGUGGAGACUUGCCAGACUUGCUUCAUACUUCCUUAUGAACAGAGGUUUCUCCAUAGGUAUAGGGGAUGUGACACCAGGGCAAGGCCUGCUUAGGGCCAAACUUGAGCUUCUGCAUGCGGGAUAUUCUAAAUGUGAUGACUAUAUCCAAUCUCUAGAAGAAGGUCGAUUACAGUGUCAGCCAGGUUGCACAGAGGAAGAAACGCUUGAAGCAGUCAUCUUGAAGGAACUGUCUGUUAUUCGAGACCAUGCUGGUAAAGCUUGUCUUAAAGAACUUCAUCCAAGCAACAGUCCUCUUGUAAUGGCUCUUAGUGGUUCCAAAGGAUCCUUCAUUAAUAUCUCUCAGAUGAUUGCCUGUGUGGGUCAGCAAGCCAUUAGUGGGCACAGGGUUCCUAAUGGUUUUGAAGAUCGAGCACUUCCCCAUUUUGAGCGCCAUUCCAAGAUACCUGCAGCAAAAGGUUUUGUUGAAAACAGUUUUUAUUCUGGACUCACACCUACUGAAUUUUUCUUCCAUACUAUGGGAGGAAGAGAAGGUUUGGUUGAUACAGCAGUCAAGACAGCAGAGACUGGCUACAUGCAGCGUAGACUAGUAAAGUCUCUAGAAGAUUUAUGUCUGCAUUAUGACAUGACAGUUCGUAAUUCUAUUGGAGACAUUGUUCAAAUCUGCUAUGGAGCUGAUGGACUAGAUCCUACGUACAUGGAAGGUAAAGACUGUCCAGUUGAUUUUCAACGAGUGUUAGAUCAUGUGCGUGCAAAAUGUCCAUCUCGUGAAGAAGAACCACUUGAUGGACCAAGUAUCAAGAAGGCAGCUGAAGAGAUUCUGAAGACUGAUGACUUUGAUACCUGUAGCACUGAAUUCAAAAAUGAACUAAGUACCUUCAUGGAGAGUUUUGCUCGGCGCGUUGCCCGGCUGCGUCAUCGCUAUGGUGUAGAUGAUACACCAAUUUUUCCUGCUGUUGUCUUGCAGUUGGAAAGACUUACAGUUAGUCAGUUAGUUGAAUUUUUCCAUACGUGUCGUGAUAAAUACAUGCGGUCCAAGAUAGAACCAGGAACUGCAGUAGGUGCUCUUGCUGCACAGAGUAUUGGAGAACCUGGCACACAGAUGACCCUCAAGACUUUUCAUUUUGCAGGAGUUGCAUCUAUGAAUAUUACUCAGGGAGUACCUAGGAUCAAGGAAAUAAUUAAUGCGAGCAAAAUAAUUAGCACUCCAAUUAUUACUGCUCAUCUUGAGAAUGAUACAGAUGCUGAGUUUGCUAGAAGAGUCAAAGGUCGUAUAGAGAAGACAGUGCUUGGAGAGGUGUCAGAGUACAUUGAGGAACUCUAUCUCCCAGAUGAUUGUUUCCUCCUCAUUAAAUUGGAUACUGAUCGUAUUCGUUUGUUGAAGUUGGAAGUUGAUGCAGAAUCUAUUCGUUUCAGCAUCUGUACAUCACGCCUAAAGUUGAAACCACAACAAGUCACGGUGGUUAGUGACUCAAUCAUAACUGUGAAACCAGGGAAGUCAAAGUCUACUCUCAAUUAUCAACUGCAAACUCUCAAAGAAACUGUGCCUAAAGUUGUCAUCAAGGGACUGCCUUCUGUAAACCGUGCUGUGAUACAUAAUGAUGAUUCAGGUGGCCAGACUCGGUAUAAAUUGUUUGUGGAAGGAGAUAACCUGCGAGAAGUUAUGGCAACACCUGGAGUCAAAGGAACCUCUACUACCUCAAACAACACCUAUGAGGUUUUUACAACCUUGGGCAUUGAAGCAGCCAGAGCAACUAUCAUGACAGAAAUUAAACUUGUUAUGGAAAACCAUGGGAUGAGCAUUGAUAGGCGUCAUCCUAUGUUAGUCGCAGAUCUGAUGACUAGCCGAGGUGAAGUCUUGGGUAUCACUCGCCAUGGUCUUUCAAAGAUGAAGGAGUCAGUCCUCAAUUUGGCUUCGUUUGAGAAGACUGCUGAUCAUUUGUUUGAUGCAGCAUACCAUGGCCAGAAAGAUGCUAUUACAGGAGUGAGCGAAUCCAUAAUCAUGGGAAUUCCCAUGGCCAUUGGUACCGGCAUCUUCAAAUUGCUCCACAAAGCUGACAGUGAUCCUAAUCCACCCAAGAGAAAGCUGAUCUUUGAUGAUCCUGACUAUCACAAACUUCCUUCAUAGUAAAUAGUGUAUGAUUAGUUAGGGCAGAUACUACUGUAUUGUGUGAAAAAUGCAAAUAAAAUGUUCGUUUUCAAUGUG